GAGAGGACGGCCUAUUAGAGCCUUUGCCCGGCUGUCAGUGACUCAGUGUUCGCGGGAACGCAGCCUCAGCUUCGACACCAGCCAACCCAGAUCCCGAGGUGCGCCAGCGCCCAGCCCAGAUCUCCACGCCUGCCAGGAGCGAGCUUAGAGCCAGUCGCCGGCUCGCUGUGCCCCCGAGCAGCCUUCUGUCCUUCUGUCCAAGUCCCGCGCCCUUCUCGGGACCCCCUGCCCAGUGGGCAGCACUGCCACCCUGCCGGCCAUGGAGACCCCGUCGCAGCGGCGCGCCACCCGCAGUGGGGCGCAGGCCAGCUCUACUCCGCUGUCGCCCACCCGGAUCACCCGACUGCAGGAGAAGGAGGACCUGCAGGAGCUAAAUGACCGUCUGGCGGUGUACAUCGAUCGCGUGCGCUCCCUGGAGACGGAGAACGCGGGGCUGCGCCUUCGCAUCACGGAGUCCGAGGAGGUGGUCAGCCGAGAGGUGUCCGGCAUCAAGGCGGCCUACGAGGCCGAGCUGGGGGAUGCCCGCAAGACCCUCGACUCGGUGGCCAAGGAGCGCGCCCGGCUGCAGCUGGAGCUGAGCAAAGUGCGGGAGGAGUUCAAGGAGCUGAAGGCUCGCAAUACCAAGAAGGAGGGAGACUUGCUGGCUGCCCAGGCCCGGCUCAAGGACCUGGAGGCUCUUCUCAACUCCAAGGAAGCCGCCCUGAGCACUGCUCUCAGUGAGAAGCGCACACUAGAGGGCGAGCUCCAUGAUCUGCGGGGGCAGGUAGCCAAGCUUGAGGCAGCCCUAGGUGAGGCUAAGAAGCAACUUCAGGAUGAGAUGCUGCGGCGAGUGGAUGCUGAGAACAGGCUGCAGACCCUGAAGGAGGAACUGGACUUCCAGAAGAACAUUUACAGUGAGGAGCUGCGUGAGACCAAGCGCAGGCACGAGACCCGGCUUGUGGAGAUCGAUAACGGGAAGCAGCGUGAGUUUGAGAGCCGGCUGGCGGAUGCCUUGCAAGAGCUGCGGGCCCAGCAUGAGGACCAGGUGGAACAGUAUAAGAAGGAGCUAGAGAAGACAUACUCUGCCAAGCUGGAUAAUGCCAGGCAGUCUGCCGAGAGAAACAGCAACCUCGUGGGGGCUGCCCAUGAGGAGCUCCAGCAGUCUCGCAUCCGCAUCGACAGCCUCUCGGCCCAGCUCAGCCAGCUCCAGAAGCAGUUGGCAGCCAAGGAGGCAAAGCUGCGUGACCUGGAGGACUCGCUGGCCCGGGAGCGGGAUACUAGCCGGCGGCUGCUGGCUGAAAAAGAGCGAGAGAUGGCCGAGAUGCGGGCGAGGAUGCAGCAGCAGCUGGAUGAGUACCAGGAACUGCUGGACAUCAAGCUGGCCCUGGACAUGGAGAUCCAUGCCUAUCGAAAGCUGCUGGAGGGCGAGGAGGAGAGGCUGCGCCUGUCCCCCAGCCCUACCUCGCAGCGCAGCCGCGGCCGCACCUCCUCUCACUCGUCCCAAUCGCAGGGCGGGGGCAGCGUCACCAAAAAGCGCAAGCUGGAGUCUGCCGAGAGCCGGAGCAGCUUCUCACAGCAUGCUCGCACUAGCGGGCGUGUGGCGGUGGAGGAAGUGGACGAGGAGGGAAAGUUUGUGCGCCUGCGCAACAAGUCCAACGAGGACCAGUCCAUGGGCAACUGGCAGAUCAAGCGUCAGAAUGGUGAUGAUCCCUUGAUGACCUAUCGCUUCCCACCAAAGUUCACUCUAAAGGCCGGGCAGGUGGUGACGAUCUGGGCUGCAGGCGCUGGGGCCACCCAUAGCCCCCCGACUGACUUGGUGUGGAAGGCGCAGAAUACCUGGGGCUGUGGGAAUAGUCUUCGCACCGCUCUCAUCAACUCCACUGGAGAAGAAGUGGCCAUGCGCAAGCUGGUGCGCUCCGUGACCGUGGUUGAGGACGAUGAGGACGAGGAUGGAGAUGAUCUGCUCCAUCACCACCACGGCUCCCACUGCAGCAGCUCGGGGGACCCCGCCGAGUACAACCUGCGCUCUCGCACCGUGCUGUGUGGGACUUGUGGGCAGCCUGCGGAAAAGGCCGCCAGUGGCUCAGGAGCCCAGGUGGGCGGAUCCAUCUCCUCUGGCUCUUCUGCCUCCAGUGUCACAGUCACCCGAAGCUACCGCAGUGUGGGGGGCAGUGGGGGUGGCAGCUUCGGGGACAGCCUAGUCACCCGCUCCUACCUCCUGGGCAGCUCCAGUCCCCGGACCCAGAGCUCCCAGAACUGCAGCAUCAUGUAAUCUGGGCCCUGCCAGGCAGGGGUGGGGUCAGGGGCCACCUGCUCCCUCCUCACCUCAUGCCCACCUCCUGCUCUGCACCUUAUGGGAGCAGGCCUGAAGCCAAAGAAAAAUUUAUUCCCUGCCUUUGGGUUUUUUUUUCUUCUAUUUUUUUUUUCUAAGAGAAGUUAUUUUCUACAGUGGUUUUAUACUGAAGGAAAAACACAACCAAAAAAAAAAAGUCUCUAUCUCAAUCCUAAGUCCUUCCCCUUCUUUCCCGUAUCUGCCUUAAAACCAAAGGGCUGCUUCUCCCAGGAGGCCAGCCAGGGAAAGGACUGCUUUUAUAGAGUCUAGUUUUUGUCCUGCUGCCUUGGCCUUGCGCUCAUCCCAGGACCCCGUGACAUGGUGCCUGAGAGGCAGGUGUGGAGUUCUCUUCACCAGCUUCCUCCAGACAGCUGGCCCAGUGCCGUGCCGGCUGCAGAGAAGCGGGGUGCAGAGGGGAUGGCCGAGAGGUCAGGCCCCUCCUGGGUCCACUACACUUGGCUGAGGCUCCUCUGCCUGCCUCACCCUCUUCCUGCCCCAUCCCCCGCAGCCUGGGGUCAGUGGGUUCUCCCAGGCCCCGCCCCUCCGCCAUGCUUGCUUUUUCUAUAUUUUAUUUAGACAAGGGAUGGAAAUGAGGUGGAAGGAGAAGGGGAGGUCAGUUGGAGCCCACCUUUCCCAGCUUUACAGCCUGGUGGGCCCUGUCCCGUCGCUGGAGGGCGAAACCAAGUGGGGUGUCGGGAAGAGUGAGAAAGGGAGGCUGCUGGAAAGGCUGAGGGCCUGCUGGGGCCCUGCCGCAGGGGAGUAGAGCGUGUGGUGAUUGAUGGGGACGGUAAACACUAAGGAGCCCUUCACCCCAUUUCCCAUCGGCACCUCUGCUCUCCCUCCAAAUCAAUACACUAGUUGUUUCCAUCCUG
Molecule: messenger RNA, 3183 nt
Organism: Peromyscus maniculatus bairdii (prairie deer mouse)
Lineage: Eukaryota; Metazoa; Chordata; Mammalia; Rodentia; Cricetidae
Gene: Lmna
Product: lamin A/C
Biological process (GO): protein localization to nuclear envelope; nuclear envelope organization; heterochromatin formation
Cellular component (GO): nuclear lamina; nuclear envelope
Molecular function (GO): structural constituent of cytoskeleton
Source: RefSeq, a predicted model, not a curated record